CCAGUGGGCGGAGCCCGGGCGGCGGUUAUAAGGAGGCGCGAGGCGGGCGGGGCCAGGACCUUUUCCACAGAAUGUCUGCGAGUCAAGAGAGCCGCCCCCGAGACAAUGGACCCGACGGCAUGGACCCCGACGGCGUCAUCGAGAGCAACUGGAAUGAGAUUGUCGACAGCUUUGACGAUAUGAACCUUUCGGAGUCCCUCCUGCGAGGAAUCUACGCUUACGGUUUUGAGAAACCCUCUGCUAUCCAACAGCGAGCCAUUCUCCCUUGUAUCAAGGGAUAUGAUGUGAUCGCCCAAGCCCAGUCUGGCACUGGGAAGACAGCCACCUUUGCCAUCUCCAUCUUGCAGCAGAUUGAGCUGGAUCUGAAAGCUACCCAGGCCCUGGUGCUGGCCCCAACUAGGGAGCUGGCUCAGCAGAUCCAGAAGGUGGUCAUGGCUCUCGGGGACUACAUGGGGGCCUCCUGCCACGCCUGCAUAGGAGGGACAAACGUCCGAGCUGAAGUUCAGAAGCUGCAGAUGGAAGCUCCCCAUAUCAUUGUGGGGACCCCAGGGCGUGUGUUCGACAUGCUGAACAGAAGAUACUUGUCACCCAAGUUCAUCAAGAUGUUUGUGCUGGAUGAAGCCGAUGAGAUGUUGAGCCGAGGCUUCAAGGACCAGAUUUACGAUAUAUUCCAGAAGCUGAGCGGCAACACGCAGGUGGUCCUCUUGUCUGCCACCAUGCCGAUGGAUGUGCUGGAGGUGACGAAGAAGUUCAUGAGGGACCCCAUCCGGAUCCUAGUGAAGAAGGAAGAGCUGACUUUGGAGGGGAUUCGGCAAUUCUACAUUAAUGUGGAGAGGGAGGAAUGGAAGCUGGACACCCUUUGUGACCUCUACGAGACCUUGACCAUCACCCAGGCGGUCAUCUUCAUCAACACCCGGAGGAAGGUGGACUGGCUGACGGAGAAGAUGCACGCCCGGGACUUCACCGUUUCAGCCAUGCACGGGGACAUGGACCAGAAGGAGCGUGACGUCAUCAUGAGAGAGUUCCGCUCCGGAUCCAGCCGGGUCCUCAUCACCACAGACUUGCUGGCCCGAGGCAUCGACGUCCAGCAAGUCUCCCUGGUCAUCAACUACGAUCUCCCCACCAACCGCGAGAACUACAUUCACCGGAUCGGUCGAGGCGGACGCUUUGGCAGGAAAGGCGUGGCCAUCAACAUGGUGACGGAAGAGGACAAGCGCACCCUGCGCGACAUCGAGACUUUCUACAACACCUCCAUCGAGGAAAUGCCUCUCAACGUGGCCGACCUCAUCUGAGUGGCCUGGGGAGGGGGGCACUGUGCCACGACACCCCCCACCCCACCCGCUCCCUCCCCUCCCCUCCUCCCGUCCCAAAAAGUUAGAGGCACAGUAUUCUCCCAUUCCUGCCUUUCGUUUGUCUUUUGUUUUUCUUUUCUAUUUUUGAGGGUUUGUUUUUUUUUUUUUUAAUUAUUUUGGCCUUUUGAAUAAAUGUCACUUUUGGGGGGGUUUUUUUGGAGGCAGAAGGAAAAUCUUUUAGUGUUUACUCCGGGCGCUCGGCUGUGUCUUGUUCAACCUCUCCUCUCCCCCCCCCCUCCCCCCCCCAGCCUUUGUGUCCUCGUUUUGUAGCCCCCUCCGCCCCCCGUCUUUUCCCCAUAAUUGCAAAACAGGGGUAUCCUUUCUUCUUUUUUUGUGGGGAGGGGGACCGACGAAGAGUUUCACAGGAGCUAGACAUUUCUGGCUCGCUACUGCUUUUUCCUACCCUGCCUUUCCUAGGAAAUUAAAAAAAAAGCAAAACUUAAUUUUGUAGGGGUUUUUUUUAAAUUUACGAACCUUUCGACAAAAUCAUGGUGCUAAAACGGAGAAACAACACAAAAAAAAAAAGCUUGAGAAUCAAAAACCUACCUCACCAGGUCAGGGUUUUUUUUCUCCCAGUCUAAAAUUCAAAACAAAAAACAAAAUUGCCAAGAUAUGUGGUUUUUCCCCCAUCUCUCUCUCUCUCUCUCUCUCUCUUUCAGAAUGAGACCUUCCCCCAUCACAUUUUUUAAAAUAAAAUCGAAAAAAAACUUUUCAUACAGCAAAAAAAAAAUAAAUAAGAAAUCUGUGUUGCCACCUUUACCUUUCUUUUGUAUAGCUAUUAUUUAUUCAAAAGGAGACUUACAGUGACCAAAAUAAACGUGAUCUUGAGAAAAG
Molecule: messenger RNA, 2186 nt
Organism: Ahaetulla prasina
Lineage: Eukaryota; Metazoa; Chordata; Lepidosauria; Squamata; Colubridae
Gene: EIF4A1
Product: eukaryotic translation initiation factor 4A1
Exons: 11
Coding region: 72-1292 (406 amino acids)
Biological process (GO): cytoplasmic translational initiation
Cellular component (GO): cytoplasmic stress granule
Molecular function (GO): ATP binding; RNA helicase activity; translation initiation factor activity
Source: RefSeq, a predicted model, not a curated record